AUGGGGUUACGCUGCCACGAGCCAAGGAACACCUGGGGCUACCAGAAGCUGGAAGAGACCAAGAAGGAUCUCCCCCUAGAGCCUUCGAAGAGAGAGAGCAUGGCCCUGCUGACACCCAGAAUUCGGACUUCUGGCCUCUGGAACUGGGAUGAUACUCAGGUGUGGCUCCCUGACCCAGCGCCCUCUGAGCACCCGGCGGAGCUGGGCCUCCAGAAGAGAGGAUGCUGUCUGGUGCUGGGCUACAUGGCCAAGGACAAGUUUCGGAGAAUGAAUGAAGGCCAAGUGUACUCCUUCAGCCAGCAGCCCCAGGACCAGGUGGUGGUAUCAGGGCAGCCGGUGACACUGCUGUGCGCCAUCCCUGAAUAUGACGGCUUUGUUCUGUGGAUCAAGGAUGGCCUGGCACUGGGCGUGGGCAGAGACCUCUCAAGUUACCCACAGUACCUGGUGGUAGGGAAUCACCUGUCAGGAGAGCAUCACCUGAAGAUUCUGCGAGCAGAGCUGCAAGACGAUGCUGUGUAUGAAUGCCAGGCCAUCCAGGCUGCCAUCCGGUCCCGCCCAGCACGCCUCACUGUCCUGGUACCACCCGAUGACCCCGUCAUCCUGGGGGGGCCGGUGAUCAGCCUGCGGGCGGGAGACCCCCUCAACCUCACCUGCCACGCGGACAACGCCAAGCCUGCAGCUUCCAUCGUCUGGUUGCGGAAGGGAGAAGUCAUCAACGGGGCCACCUACUCCAAGACCCUGCUUCGAGACGGCAAGCGUGAGAGCAUUGUGAGCACCCUCUUUGUCUCCCCCGGUGAUGUGGAGAAUGGGCAGAGCAUUGUGUGCCGCGCCACCAACAAAGCCAUCCCUGGAGGGAAGGAGACUUCUGUUACCAUCGACAUUCAGCAUCCCCCACUUGUCAACCUAUCCGUGGAGCCACAGCCGGUGCUGGAAGACAACAUUGUCACGUUCCACUGCUCAGCAAAGGCCAACCCAGCUGUCACCCAGUACAGGUGGGCCAAACGGGGCCAGAUCAUCAAGGAGGCAUCAGGAGAGGUGUACCGGACCACCGUGGAUUACACAUACUUCUCAGAGCCAGUCUCCUGUGAGGUCACCAACGCCCUGGGCAGCACCAACAUCAGCCGUACAGUCGACGUCUAUUUCGGGCCAAGGAUGACCACGGAGCCCCAAUCGCUGCUGGUGGACCUGGGCUCUGAUGCCGUCUUCAGCUGCGCCUGGACAGGCAACCCUUCCCUGACCAUCGUCUGGAUGAAGCGGGGCUCCGGCGUGGUCCUGAGCAAUGAAAAAACCCUGACCCUCAAAACUGUGCGUCAGGAGGAUGCUGGAAAGUAUGUGUGCCGAGCCGUGGUGCCCCGGGUGGGGGCCAGCGAGCGAGAGGUGACCCUGACAGUCAAUGGACCCCCCAUCAUCUCCAGCACUCAGACCCAGCAUGCCCUUCAUGGGGAGAAGGGCCAGAUCAAGUGCUUCAUCCGGAGCACACCACCACCGGACCGAAUUGCCUGGUCCUGGAAGGAGAAUGUGCUGGAGUCGGGGACGUCAGGGCGCUACACAGUGGAGACGGUCAGCACUGACGAGGGCGUUAUCUCCACCCUGACCAUCAGCAACAUCGUGCGGGCCGACUUCCAGACCAUCUACAACUGCACUGCAUGGAAUAGCUUUGGCUCGGACACAGAGAUCAUCCGACUUAAGGAGCAAGGUUCGGAAAUGAAGUCGGGAGCCGGGCUGGAAGCAGAGUCUGUGCCGAUGGCAGUCAUCAUCGGGGUGGCCGUAGGAGCUGGCGUGGCCUUCCUCGUCCUCAUGGCAACCAUCAUGGCCUUCUGCUGUGCCCGCUCCCAGAGAAAUCUAAAAGGUGUUGUGUCAGCCAAAAAUGAUAUCCGUGUGGAGAUUGUCCAUAAGGAGCCUACCUCUGGCCGGGAAGCUGAAGAGCACCCCACCAUUAAACAACUGAUGAUGGACCGGGGUGAAUUCCAACAAGACUCUGUGCUGAAGCAGCUGGAGGUUCUCAAAGAAGAAGAGAAGGAGUUCCAGAACCUGAAGGAUCCCACCAACGGCUACUACAGCGUCAACACCUUCAAAGAGCAUCACUCAACCCCCACCAUCUCGCUGUCCAGCGGCCAGCCGGACCUGCGCCCUGCGGGCAAGCAGCGGGUGCCCACGGGCAUGUCCUUCACCAACAUCUACAGCACCCUGAGCGGCCAGAGCCGCCUCUACGACUACGGGCAGAGGUUCGUGCUGGGCAUGGGCAGCUCGUCCAUCGAGCUCUGCGAGCGAGAGUUCCAGAGGGCCUCCCUCAGUGACAGCAGCUCCUUCCUGGACACGCAGUGCGACAGCAGCGUCAGCAGCAGCGGCAAGCAGGACGGCUACGUGCAGUUCGACAAGGCCAGCAAGGCCUCAGCCUCCUCCUCCCACCACUCCCAGUCCUCUUCCCAGAACUCCGACCCCAGCCGGCCCCUGCAGCGGCGGAUGCAGACUCACGUCUGAGGGUUGGAGGCCGGGCGAGGCCGGGGGAGGGCAGGAGGAGAAGAGCUGGCACACGGGGUUGGGCACUUUGCAGAGCCCACCCCGGGACAGCCUCCGAGUGCCUCUCCAGCACCCUCCUUCGAAGCUCUGAUCAAGCACAACCCGGCCCAGCUACCGUGCACCUGAGGGCAACUGGGCGGAGGAGGCGGCAGGGGGUGUUGUGCUCGGGUGGACGGCCACCCUUCAGCCCCUUGCCAGAGGUCCCUCUACCGCUCCUCCCACGGAACCUCUUGGCAGCUCUAAACUUCGCUUUAAUGAAACUGCCGUCCACUCUCCGAUCUCCCCGUGGGCUCUCUCUCCCCUUUCUGCCCAUAAGCCCCACCCCUGUGUCGGUGCCCCUAGAAAGCCCCGGAAGAAGGGGGCGGGGUGAAGUUCUUCCCAACACUGAGCUGCCCCAGCGAUCCCGGCUCCCGCGCUGCCCAGAGCCCCUACCUGGAGGCUGAGAGCCAGAAACGGCCUUGGCCAAAGAAACGUCUCUCACCACCCUGGCCAGCAGCCCGCCCCCAAUUUGUUUGGUGUUGUGUGUCUAUACCCUUGCAGUUCCGUCUUUGGACUUGAUGCCUCUGAACUCUGAGGUGGUGCACUGGGGCGGGGGGUGGGGGGGAAGGAGGGCCAGGCUGAGUACUUGGUGAACGCUUUGCGCACCGCGCCCCUCCUGCGCUGUGUGAUCCAGAGCUCCCACCCACCCCUGCUUUGUGGACUCCCCUCCUGACCCACAGCACAAGCGGAGUUAAUAUAAGAAGUGUGAGAGCU
Molecule: messenger RNA, 3273 nt
Organism: Loxodonta africana (African savanna elephant)
Lineage: Eukaryota; Metazoa; Chordata; Mammalia; Proboscidea; Elephantidae
Gene: KIRREL3
Product: kirre like nephrin family adhesion molecule 3
Exons: 18
Coding region: 1-2481 (826 amino acids)
Biological process (GO): cell-cell adhesion; synapse assembly
Cellular component (GO): plasma membrane; cell-cell junction
Molecular function (GO): cell adhesion molecule binding
Source: RefSeq, a predicted model, not a curated record